AUGACUGUUCCUGAGGCUAGCAAAGCUGUCAAAUUGCAGGCGCCAAUUGUGCCAUGGCAUCCUUGUCGUCGUGGUCAAAUGCUUCGCGCGCGUGCGCUCAUCUCCCGUGGGCCUCAAUCUCCAGAAAUAGGCCGUGCCAGCAGGGCCAGGCACUUCACCGGUUCCGCCACCAACCCUCCUGGCUGUCUCCAGCACGACCAAGCUGCAAUUUCCCAGGGCGCCGCCAUUGGCUCCAGGCCCUCAGGUGAGAUGCCCUUCAGGCCUAGCGGGCCAGAUUCAGGUACCAGGUCAGAGUAG
Molecule: messenger RNA, 297 nt
Organism: Bipolaris oryzae ATCC 44560
Lineage: Eukaryota; Fungi; Ascomycota; Dothideomycetes; Pleosporales; Pleosporaceae
Exons: 3
Coding region: 1-297 (98 amino acids)
Source: RefSeq, a predicted model, not a curated record